Messenger RNA from Exaiptasia diaphana, 2344 nucleotides. Its product is annotated as E3 ubiquitin-protein ligase MYLIP. Bases 90 to 1535 code for a protein of 481 amino acids. The record is from RefSeq and is a predicted model, not a curated record. NCBI's taxonomy places the organism in Eukaryota, Metazoa, Cnidaria, Anthozoa, Actiniaria, Aiptasiidae. Gene Ontology annotation, cellular component: cytoskeleton. Gene Ontology annotation, molecular function: ubiquitin-protein transferase activity. Gene Ontology annotation, biological process: ubiquitin-dependent protein catabolic process. The transcript has 4 exons.
ACCAACACUUCUCCUUAACAGACGAACGAUAAAAACGCUUUUUCUUUUUCAUUUCUUAGUAUUUGUCAAGCUURACUUUGACAGCGAAGAUGUGGUGUUUCAUUUCAGAGCCAAGUGGAAUAAUCCAUGAAAUUUUUUUACCUAGAAAUGCUGUCGGGCAAGAGUGUUUUGAUAAGGUCUGCGAGAAAUUACGGCUUGUCGAGAAAGAUUAUUUUGGAUUAAAAUACAGCGGUCCAAAUGGCGCACGACUCUGGCUAAACAUGAGAAAUCUUCUGUCUGUUCAGUUGACCGGCAAGCAACCACAUCGCUUAUAUCUUCUUGUUAAAUUUUUCGUUAAACCUCAAGAGCUGCAGCAAGAAAUUUCAAGGCAUCAAUUUUAUUUGACUCUAAAGAGCUAUAUAGCAAGCGGGAAGUUGGAUCUGUCAAAUUCACAAACAAAAACGAUUGCUAGGAUCUGUGCACUAAUAGCACAAAUUGACACUGGAGAUUUCAUUCCAGAAAAGCCUCCGCAGUAUUCAAUGUAUAUUCCCAAAUCACUCUACGUGUUUUAUAGUAAAACUUCAGAUCUCCAAAAGGAUGCAGCGGCAGAGCAUACACAAUUAAUUCAUACAUCUGCAAAUGAAGCAAAAAUCGAGUAUCUUCAUCUUCUAUCCACUGUGCCUGGUUAUGGCGUCGACGUUUUCAAAGGCAAAAUGUCUCGCGAAAAAUGUACUAAAAAGGUUGAAAUUUGCGUUGGAAAUGAAGGUGUUCGUGUUUUUAGUCUUACCGACGAGUUUGACGCUAAACAAGGAAGAGAAGUUGUCAAAAAAGUGGUGGAAAAAAGAAUAAAUUUCGAAGAUGUGUCGACGGUUUCCUACAACAACCGAUGUUUUACAGUGGUCCAUGGCAGUGGUGCACAGGCACAGCGCGUCACGUACAAAUUGAAGAACGAAUCAGAUGCCGUCGCUUUAUUUCGAACUUUCACGGAAUUCCACACGUUUUAUCAAUGUAAUACCGUGAAGCGUUCAGUCGUGGAUCAGUGCACCCGAACACUGAUGGGCCGUCUCGUCUCCGUCAUUCUGCCUUCCAAUGACUUUGGCAAAACGUAUUUAUUCGACGUCCAACGGACUCGCAGGCAGGCCUACAGUCAUGCAUGGAACGAAAUGAACUCAUUUCGCCAUAGCAACAUGUCACGUGUACCCGGUGGUGUGAGUCGAGUUGGUUAUUCGCUUUCCGAAUAUCGCCCGGUCCAGUCUCCAUUGAGUUGUCGAAAAUGCCUUGGAUCGCGUCGUAAAACCACUGUCGAUUUGGAGGAUACAAAAGAUCUCACUGAUUUCGACAUUGAAGCCAUGCAACCCGACGAACUGAAAAAAGUUGUUCGACACAUGCAAGACGCGCGAAUUUGCCAGAUUUGUAUGGAUGCCGAAGUUGCUACUGCCUUUUGCCCAUGUGGUCACGUGGUUUGUUGUGUAGAGUGCUCGGCCAUGUGUAAGGAAUGCCCACUAUGUAGGAGUCAAAUUACGUACGCUCAAAGAGUGUUUUUUCCAUGUCAGUAAAAUCUCGAUAAAUUGUGGAAUUUGAUCACUUGAUUUACAGAACAAGCAUCUCUAAAUACAUAAAGUAACUGGAACAAUUUCUAAUAUAUUUAAGUGCGCUGCAAAUAAAAUGAUAUCAAUAUUAUUUAUAUAAAAUACCAAGAAAAAAUUGAAAAACAGUCAUUUAGAAUUUGAUAGCAUUUUAAAAAGCGUAAUUUUGAAGUAAAAAAGUCAUCGUUASAUUGAUUGUCCAUGGAUAAGCGAAUGGAUUAAGGCUCGUCGAAGGUCCUUCGCUCGAUAAAUUAGUAGGAAUUAGUCGGACUUUAACUGUUGAAUGGAAACAAAUCACAGCGGCACAUCACGUGUUACUCCCGCACUACAUUKUUUUAGUGCUUUACACCAAUCARCAUAGYAAUAGAGUGCACUAUGUUCAUGAGUAGCGUCUAAACAGUUCAUACUUAAUAGUUCUCUAAUGGAACAAUCAGKUACUGUUAGUAUCUUCCUUGAUGCCUGGCGCACACAACAGAGACAACGACUGGGGAUUUCGAGUCAGCAGUCUUAACAUCUUUGAAUUGAACAAAAAACUCCCGUCAUGGAUAUAUUUUAUUUGUAGUACUCUAUGUGACUUCAAUUUCUUGCUUGAUAAUUCGUUAGCGAUGACUGCAUGGGACGACUGGGGCUUGAAAUCGGCAUAGUGAGAUAAGAACGACAACAUUGUGGUAUACAAACUGAUCCCAAAAUUUGGUAUGAAGAUAAGAUCACAUAGUAAUUACUGAUUCUGCCGGAAAACCAGACAAUACUGUACAUACACUUUGAUUUCUUUGAAAGCC